UGGAUGACUCACAGUGUUAUGAUGCAGUUCCACAACACACAGCCACAUUUACCCACAGACCGAGGUACAGAGCAAGAGGCAACCUCUGGCCCCAGCCGCUGUCCACCCUGCAGCCCCAGUCCUCAAACCCCCAGCUACCCACCCCCAAUACCAUCCCCUUCCCAGUUGAAGGAGCGGAAAGAGAAGAGAGAAGAGUGAGCAGAGAGAUUGAGAGAGAUAGACGGAGAUCUCUGGAGCAGACCUCAAGGUGACUUCCAUUUCUAUCUGGUUCUCGUCUGGGGGGGCCCUGGCCGGGCAGCCCCCCCACCCUUCCACUGUCCUGAAACACGGCUCUAGCCAACCUACUCCGCUGCUUUACCUGCGACCGUCUCUGUGGGGGCUGCACGGCACCAGCCCCUCCAGCCCGCCAGGGCAUCGUCCUCCAGCCCGUCAUGCCCAGCUGUGACCCCGGCCCGGCCCCUGCCUGUCUACCCACCAAGACUUUCCGCAGCUACCUGCCCCGCUGCCACCGCACUUACAGUUGUGUCCACUGUCGAGCACACUUGGCCAAACACGAUGAGCUUAUUUCCAAGUCCUUCCAAGGGAGCCAUGGCCGGGCCUACCUGUUUAACUCCGUGGUCAACGUGGGUUGUGGGCCAGCUGAGCAACGCCUCCUGCUCACAGGACUCCACUCGGUAGCUGACAUUUUCUGUGAAAGCUGCAAGACCACACUGGGCUGGAAAUAUGAACAGGCUUUUGAGACCAGCCAGAAAUACAAGGAAGGGAAGUACAUCAUUGAGAUGUCACACAUGGUGAAAGACAACGGCUGGGACUGAGGGGCUCAGCAGGCUGCGACCCUCCUCCGCAUGCCCCACCUUCCUCUCACCAGUCCCCUGGCCCUGUGAGCAGUCCACACCAGCAUGAGCACUGCCCACCCCUGGGGAAACCUGGCUCCAAAUGACCACGGCCUUCCCCCAUCCCCCCACAGCAGUACCAGGUCCCUUUGGAGCAGGAGCCUGCGAUACCCCAGGGGUGGUUAAGGCUCAGGUAAAGGCUGUGGGUAGCAGUCAGGGAAAUACAAGACCGAGGAGAGGAGAUCAUUAUGGCAGGGCGUGAACUCAGGCAGACAGAACUGUGAGUUACCAAACUGUGAAUGGCCUUUUCUGAAUGAACAGGACAAACGCUGGUGGGGGGGGGGGGGACGACGACCACAGAAUAGCAAAGACUUAGGUUGGAGUGAAAUUUUGGUCUCAGAUAUCAGGGGCCCAGAGUCUGAGGGUAGUUUACCCAACCCCAUUCUUGGUAAAAGGACUAGGGAUGGGGCCAAUAUUAGAAAAAAACACAAGCCCUAGACCCUGGGAAAUCAGCGGCAGGGGCUUCCAUUUCACUCCACCGUUUACCUUGGCACUAAAGAGGCACUUUUAAGUAUCUAAUCUUUGCCAUUGGGUGGGGUGGGGAAAGCUGCUCCAAGAACAGCCCCCACCCCCAGCUGGCUGUUGCCAGAGAGAGCAGUCUUUAUGGGCAUUCCCCGAGGCUCAGCCACUGCUCCCUGGGACCCAGUCCCUUGGAGGCGGUGGCUCAUCGGCGCUGCGGGACCAGUCUUUCCAGUGACUGCCACCAGCGAAUGAAACUUUUGUAUGAUACAAAGUGUUUGGGUCUAUUUUUAAUAAAAAGGGGAAAAGCGA
Molecule: messenger RNA, 1664 nt
Organism: Mesocricetus auratus (golden hamster)
Lineage: Eukaryota; Metazoa; Chordata; Mammalia; Rodentia; Cricetidae
Gene: Ypel4
Product: yippee like 4
Exons: 5
Coding region: 432-815 (127 amino acids)
Source: RefSeq, a predicted model, not a curated record